AAAGUUAAACAACGACGUCGAAAAUUAAAAAGAUUGAUAGUCAAUUUAAAAAUGACUCCUAUAGUUUUUAAGCAUGCUAGAAAUAUGUUAUUAAUAAGUCGAAUGUUAUAUAUUUACAUAAGACAAAAUCAUUCUUUUCACGAACUUAAAAUUAACGUUUCUAUUAUCAGAAAGCUAAGAGAAUUUGGAAUAAAGUCUCCAACUAAUAUACAAAUUCAGACUUUCCAAGAGUUUCAGAGUGGUAAAAAUAUAGUAAUUAAUUCUGAAACUGGAAGUGGAAAAACACUCGCCUAUGCAUUGCCUAUUGCUCAAAAAUUGAUUAAUUUAAAGAAAGUUUGUAAAAAAGUACCCAGGCCUUUUGCUCUAGUAUUGGUACCAAAUGCACAUUUAGCUCAUCAAGUUAGCGAGGUAUUUCAGUCUCUUUUAUCUUUAAAUACAUGUUUUGCAUGUGAAGAAUCGCGUCUGUAUUUGCUUAAUACUGAUAUUGUAGUCAGUACUGCAUUAUAUCUAUCUACAUAUCCCUUAAAUGUUUUAAAUGAAACACAAGUUGUUGUCAUCGAUGAAGCUGACAUUCAAAUAGCAAGCAAAGUAGGAAAGACAGGAAAAAAAGACCCUUUGUUUAACCUCAUUAAACAUUUCAAUCAAGCAGAUAGUUAUAAACCACCAAUAAUUUCUUUAGAUACACCAAACAACUUUUUAGAGUUUAAUAAUUUUAAAAGACAAUUUGUAUUUGUUGGAGCCACAAUGCCAGAUAAUUUAAGUCCAAAAAGCAAAACUGCAAUACCAUACAUACGUUCAUGGCUUCCUGAAAUUCAAAUUGUUCAUAGUGAAAGUGCCCACAAAGUAGUCCCUACAGCAGAAAUGGAAUUUAUUGAUGUACUGGAGGGAAACAAAUAUAAACAUUUAGUUGAAUGUGUUUCCUUGCAUUGUAAAAACAAAGAUAUUCCUUACAAAGUUUUAGUUUUUGUGAAUAAAGUUGAAACUGCUAUUAAUCUGUAUAAAAAACUAACUUCAAAAAUUAAUUAUGAAUCUAUACUAGAAAAUGAUGCCAAGUUCACCACAUUAUUUGCUUUAUUUCAUGAAGUAUGGCACGAUAACAUAUCACUUCUUCAUAGUAAUAUUGACAAUAAAUAUAGGGAAGAAGUUUUUAGUCAGAUUUUAUUUGCUAAUAGAGCUAUGAUUAUUACUACAGACGUUAUUUCAAGAGGGAUUGAUUUUCCAGAUUUAGAUAUGGUUGUUCAGUUUGAUUUUGCUACCAAUGCUAUAGACAUUUUACAUAGAGCAGGCAGAACAGCCAGAAUGGGUAAAAAAGGAAAAAUUGUCAACUUUAUAACAAACCAAGACAAAGAACUAUCAACUGCAGUGCAAGACUUAUUGGCAAAAAAUUUGCCCUUUGAUAGCCUAUUUAGCAGACAUAGAAGUUUGUCACGUAAAAAACAUCGUAAUCAAGAUAUUACAAAAAACAAUGUUUUGGAAAGUGAAAAUUGUGUUUAAUUUUAGUGUAAAAAAAAUGGUGAAGUUUGCAUUAGAAAAUUUUGAUUACUGGAAAUAAGGAUAUAUCAAAUUAUUUUCAUCAUCUUUUUUCAUCAUGGUCUGUGAUACUGUAACAGAUUAUCCAGUUGUGUCUAGUUGCAAGCAUUUUUUUUUCUUGCAUAUAAAAAAAAUGCUCUUUAACUGUCUUAACUUUUCAAUUCAUUCUAGAAUUUUUUUUAAUAUCAAAGAUCACUACAUCAUAUGGUUGAUUAAUGUAAUACUAAGAUUGUGGUGUUAGAUUCCAGAUCUCCCAUUUCAAAAAAAUUAUAUUAGCAUUUAAUUUUGUUAUUUUUUGGUUUACAAAUGAAAUAGUAUAUUUUAUA
This is a messenger RNA of Hydra vulgaris (swiftwater hydra), 1856 nucleotides long. RefSeq lists its product as uncharacterized. Gene Ontology annotation, biological process: mitochondrial large ribosomal subunit assembly. Gene Ontology annotation, molecular function: ATP binding; nucleic acid binding. The record is from RefSeq and is a predicted model, not a curated record. Gene Ontology annotation, cellular component: mitochondrion. NCBI's taxonomy places the organism in Eukaryota, Metazoa, Cnidaria, Hydrozoa, Anthoathecata, Hydridae.